AUGAAAAAGUUUAAGAGAAGACUUUCCUUAACCUUGCGUGGAAGCCAGACCAUUGAUGAAUCGCUGUCUGAGCUAGCAGAACAAAUGACAAUUGAAGAAAAUAGCAGCAAAGAUAACGGUGUGAGUAAUAAUGGAAGGAUCAGCUACAGUAAAGUGCAGCCUAUUGUGAAGAAUGGCAGGCCUCCAACGUCUCACAGCAUGCACUCAUUUCUCCACCAAUACACAGGAUCUUUCAAGAAGCCCCCUUUACGGAGACCUCAUAGCGUCAUAGGGGGCAGCCUCGGCUCUUUCAUGGCAAUGCCCAGAAAUGGGAGCAGAUUAGAUAUUGUUCAUGAAAAUCUGAAAAUGGGGUCAGAUGGGGAAAGUGACCAAGCUUCUGGAACGUCAUCUGAUGAAGUUCAGUCUCCCACAGGAGUUUGUCUCAGAAACCGGAUACACAGACGAAUCUCAAUGGAGGAUUUGAACAAACGCUUGUCCCUGCCUGCUGACAUCAGGAUACCCGAUGGCUAUCUUGAAAAGCUGCAGAUUAACAGCCCACCAUUUGAUCAGCCAAUGAGUCGACGGUCUCGUAGAGCAUCCCUAUCAGAAAUUGGAUUUGGAAAAAUGGAGACCUAUAUCAAGUUAGAAAAGCUUGGAGAGGGUACUUAUGCAACAGUUUAUAAGGGGAGAAGUAAACUGACAGAGAACUUGGUAGCUCUGAAAGAAAUCCGACUGGAACACGAAGAGGGAGCACCAUGCACAGCCAUAAGAGAAGUGUCAUUAUUAAAGGAUCUGAAGCAUGCAAAUAUUGUUACAUUACACGAUAUUGUGCACACAGACAAGUCUUUGACUCUUGUUUUCGAAUAUCUGGACAAGGAUCUGAAGCAGUACAUGGAUGACUGUGGUAACAUCAUGAGUAUGCACAAUGUAAAGCUGUUUUUAUACCAGAUUCUUCGUGGUUUGGCUUACUGUCAUAGGAGGAAGGUAUUACAUCGAGAUCUGAAGCCACAAAACCUACUAAUUAAUGAGAAAGGAGAGCUGAAGCUUGCAGACUUCGGAUUGGCUAGAGCAAAGUCCGUUCCUACGAAGACCUAUUCCAAUGAAGUUGUCACAUUAUGGUACAGACCACCUGAUGUUCUCCUCGGAUCUUCAGAGUAUUCAACUCAAAUUGACAUGUGGGGCGUUGGAUGCAUAUUCUUUGAAAUGGCAUCAGGAAGGCCUCUUUUUCCUGGGUCGACUGUUGAAGAUGAACUGCACUUAAUUUUCAGACUUCUGGGAACCCCGUGUCAAGAAACAUGGCCAGGCAUUUCGUCCAGUGAUGAAUUUAGAAACUACAACUUUCCUAAGUAUAAACCACAACCCCUCAUCAACCAUGCACCAAGGCUAGACACGGAAGGCAUUGAAUUGAUAGCGAAGUUCCUUCAAUAUGAAUCGAAGAAGAGGAUUUCGGCAGAGGAGGCUAUGAAACAUGCGUACUUCAGAAGUCUUGGAACAAGAAUACACACUUUGCCUGAAAGUGUUUCAAUAUUCAGUCUAAAAGAGAUCCAGUUGCAAAAAGACCCUGGCUUUCGAAAUUCCACUUACCCAGAGACAGGACAUGGGAAGAACAGAAGGCAGAGCAUGCUUUUUUAAAGCGGGUGACCUGGGGUCAAGCCCAAGCCUAUCCUGUCAGUCAAGGACUCGGAUCUGAAGGCACUGCUCUCUGUUGGUGGACUUGGAAUCGCAGUUUGUCUACACUGUCCUCUUCACAGUGGAGUCUUUUUAUUUCCAACCUGCAGAUUAUGUUUUUAUAUUUGUUGUCACAGUGUGACAAUUUUUUGUACAGUUGGUUUUAAGGUCUCCUCUGCCACUAGAGCCAGUAGGUUACAGCUGUUGAUGUAACUGUAGCUGCAAUUUUUGUGCAGGACUGAGAAACACAGUGCAUUAUUUAUUGCGGAAUCAUUGCUGCUAAAUAACUACUGUCUGUAUAGUUAACACAACAGUUCCAUGCCUGAAGAAGUUGCAAUGGCUUUAUAAUAUGUGAAUGCAUCUGUUUCUCUUCAGAAAAUGUUCUACUGCUGCGGGGUUAUUUUGUAUUUCUCAAACUGCAGUGUUUCCUGGAAUGUAAACAUAGCUUUGCUUGGCUAUAGGUGAACCAUCUUUACUGCUCUAAGUUCUUGGCACUUAAUUCCUUAUUUAACAUUGGAAGUAUGUGUUGAAGUAGUUGAAAAUUUAUAAUGCAUAUUAUGUUUUUGAGAAGCACAUGGUGAGACAGUUGAUUCAAACAAGUGAACAGUAACUGUUAUUUGCUCUCAGAUCCUCUGGUAGUUAUUGAUAAGUUACAGCAUGUAGACUGGAUGAUAAACUUUGUCAGGCUCACUCCAGCAUAGCGUAUUUGCACAUUGUGGUGCAUAUGGGGCCUGCAGAAGCAACGACUUUUUUACCUUGUUUUUAACUUGGAAACACAAGCAG
Molecule: messenger RNA, 2430 nt
Organism: Eurypyga helias (sunbittern)
Lineage: Eukaryota; Metazoa; Chordata; Aves; Eurypygiformes; Eurypygidae
Gene: CDK17
Product: cyclin-dependent kinase 17
Exons: 17
Coding region: 1-1611 (536 amino acids)
Biological process (GO): protein phosphorylation
Cellular component (GO): nucleus; cytoplasm
Molecular function (GO): ATP binding; protein kinase activity
Source: RefSeq, a predicted model, not a curated record